UCUUCCUUUGAGGUUCUCCAGGAAACCUCUCAAGGUGGAAGACGUCAUGAAGCUGCUGUGCUGCAUCGCUGAGGAGAGGGAAAAAGGGAGCUUGAAGCCAGCUGUGGGUAGAAUGAUUGGUGGUCUGGUCGGAGGCCCACCUGGAGCUGCUGUUGGGGAGGCUGUUGGGGGCCUCUUAGAUACAUGGAUGAUAAGUGGACAGUUCAAGCCAAUUCCUCAGACCAUAAUGGAGCUGCCACCUGAUAAGAAGCAAAAGCUCUAUAAAGAAUCCAGGGCCAUCCUCAAGCACCUGAAGUGGAGGCACACCGAAGACCUGACCACAUUGGUCAUGGGCAGUGAGGACCUGAAGAUGCAGCUGCUGGCCAUGCUGGAAAAGUGCCUCAAAGGCUGA
Enhydra lutris kenyoni (northern sea otter) is the source of this 391-nucleotide messenger RNA. Its product is annotated as protein C19orf12 homolog. The transcript is spliced from 2 exons. The annotation marks the transcript as partial. Lineage: Eukaryota; Metazoa; Chordata; Mammalia; Carnivora; Mustelidae. The record is from RefSeq and is a predicted model, not a curated record.